This is a messenger RNA of Aureobasidium vineae, 983 nucleotides long. The record is from the annotation of a GenBank genome assembly. Lineage: Eukaryota; Fungi; Ascomycota; Dothideomycetes; Dothideales; Saccotheciaceae.
GAACCAUGGGCAAAUACUCGGACGACUCGGACUGGGACGACAUUGUGCCCCUGCCUCAAGAUGACGGCGGCCCCAAUCCUCUCGCCGCAAUCGCAUACACAGACGAAUAUGCGGAAGCAAUGUCCUACCUCCGCGCCGUCAUGGCCAAGAACGAAAUGAGCGAGAGAGCUCUCAGUCUGACCGAGGACAUCAUCGACAUGAAUGCUGCCCACUACACUGUCUGGUACGUCCACUUUCCUCAACCCUCUUACCCCUGCGAAACAGACUCGCUAACCUUCCAACAGGNNCUAUACCGCUCCGAGAUCCUCAAAGCCCUCAACGCAGACCUCGCCAAAGAGCUAGAAUGGCUCAACGAAACCGCCCUCGCCCACCAGAAGAACUACCAGAUCUGGCACCAUCGCCAACUCGUCGUGGACCGCUUGGAUUCCUGCAAGGGCGAGGCAGAUUUUAUCUCGCAAAUGUUUGAGCUGGAUUCGAAGAACUAUCAUGUGUGGAGCUACAGACAAUGGCUGGUGCGCAGAUUCGACCUUUGGGAUGAGGGAGAGUUGGAGGCCACAGAGAAGUUGAUUGACGAGGAUGUGAGGAACAAUUCUGCUUGGAACCAUCGCUUCUUCCUUGUUUCUGGGAGCACACCGCCAAAGAUUGGGGACAAGGGUGUGGNNUUUGCUCAAGAUGCCAUCCGCAAGGCACCACAAAACCAGUCGCCUUGGAACUAUCUCAGAGGCAUCAUUACUGCGGCCAAAAUGCCAUUGUCUUCACAAUUGAAUUUUGUCAAUGGGUUUGCAACUGUAGACUCGGAGCAUGAGGAUGCUGUCAAGUCUAGCCAUGCACUUGACAUACUUGCCGAGAUCUAUGCUGCCGAAAAGGAACAGAGUGCUAAAGCUGUCAAGGCUUAUGACUUGCUGGCUUCCAAGUAUGAUCCCAUCAGAGCCAACUAUUGGGCAUACCUCAAGGAUCAGUUGAGUGAGGGUCAGGUGGCUGCC